CCGGUUCUCAACCGAGUAUUUCGUAACCUAUAGGAGCAGAAGACCAAGUUCAAGAGAAGUAGUGGUCACUUUGUUAUUCGUUUCGAUUAACGAAGGAGAAAGUCAAAAUUUCAUAAUGGAUGACAAUGAUCAAGACCAUUUAAUCGAGGACGAUUAUUACACGUUCCUAAAUAUCCCAAAAAACGCUACACAGGAAGAGAUCAACUCUGCGUAUCGUACGCAGAGCAAACUCUAUCAUCCUGACAAACAUGUGGACCCAAUACUCAAGAAAGAAGCGGAAGUUCUAUUUAAUCGUACUAAAGCAGCUUAUAAAGUUCUAAGUAAUCCUCAUCAUAGGGCUAUUUACGACACUGUGGGAAUUAGAGGACUGAAAACUGAAGGAUGGGAGAUAGUAGAACGUACUAGAACGCCUCAAGAAAUCAGGGAGGAAUAUGAAUAUCUUGCGAGAGAAGCGCAAGAGAGAAAAUUACUGAGCCUCACAAAUCCUACUACGAGCAUUACAAUGAAUAUCAAUGCGACAGAUCUUUUUAACAAAUAUGAGAAAGACCCUGAGGAUAGCAGGGACAUGCUUUCACGCAUAGAAGUCAGUGGAAUGUCGUUUACACAGUCCAUUGAAGCACCUCUUACUUUACAAGACAUUGUAACAUUGUACGGACAAUUAAACACAAGAAAUGGUACAGGAUCCGGUUCUGUAAACGUGUCAGCAAAGCGAUUGCUUUCAUCAAAAGGUUGGGUUGAGUUAGAAGUCGGUGCGGGAAACGGGCCGAUGAUAUCGUUCAAAGGUUUUCGUAUGCUACCUUAUAAAGUGCUAUUCAACGGGGCAACGAUACUAGAAUUCACUCCAUUCGAAAUUAAGGCUAGUCUAAUAGGCCGACUCACAAUGCAAUUGGAUACCCAUACGAUGGGAGAACUUACAUAUAAUGCGGGCCCAGAAAGUUCCAUGAGUACUAGUAUCGUCAGAGAUACAGCGAGAACUUAUACAUCAUUUUCUUUACACCUUGGCAUUCUACAGUCAUUCGUUAAUUUUACUUAUAUAUACAAAAUGCACGAAAAAGAAAUGAAGCUACGUGGCAGCGUAAGAGCUGGCACAUUUGGAUUGGUCGUGGAGUAUGGAGCGGAAAAAAAAAUUUCGCGACACACAAAACUAUCCGCAGUCGUAAGCGCAGGAGUGCCAACGGGAGUCAUGUUAAAACUCAAAUUAAAUCGUUCUUUUCAAACCUACGCGUUCCCGAUUCACCUUAGUGACGAAGUUCUUCCAGCUACUGUGUUUUAUGCUACCGUAGUCCCAUUAAUGACAUGGGUUGUGUUGAAAAAGGUUGUGAUAGAUCCUAUGGUAAAGAAACGAGAAGAACGCGAGAAAGAAAAAGAAAAGGAGGUAAACAAGACGAGAAUGAUGGAAAAACAAAAAGAAGCAGAAAGCGCAACUAAAUUGAUGAAAGCCACUGUGAGCAGGAUAAGAGCUACGGAAGAAUCAAAAAAGGGCUUGAUUAUCACAAAAGCUCUUUAUGGAAGAUUCGUCUAUCCCCAACAAAAUCAAUAUAACUCAGAACAGCAAAGUAUACGUAGAGAUGAAGUAAUAGACGUAACUGUUCCUUUACAAUGUUUAGUAAAGGAUUCGAAGUUAAUCCUUUAUGAUGCAUCUAAGAGUGAACUGCCAGGAUUUUAUGAUCCAUGUGUAGGAGAAGAGAAACAAUUAUUAAUACAAUAUUUAUUUCGUAAUCAAACACAUGAAUGUAUAGUCAAAGACAAUGCACCAGUCAGAAUACCUUUACCAUCUCAUAAAGUGAAUACAACAUGACGCUUGCGCCAUUAUAAGAAACCGAAGUAAAGUCAUCAUGAUUUAUGAUGAUA
Messenger RNA from Frieseomelitta varia, 1851 nucleotides. Its product is annotated as dnaJ homolog subfamily C member 11. Lineage: Eukaryota; Metazoa; Arthropoda; Insecta; Hymenoptera; Apidae. The record is from RefSeq and is a predicted model, not a curated record. Gene Ontology annotation, biological process: cristae formation. The coding region runs from base 116 to 1798 and encodes 560 amino acids. The transcript has 8 exons.